UUUUCGGCGUUUGUGUAAAUUCUCAUGUUUGACUCUGAGUUUGAUGUGCUCAUCGCUUUUCCUCCAAACCGCAAACUCCCCACCAAGUUGAGAUUGUUAAAUGUUAACAUGAAAAGCAUUACAAGAAGAUGUAAGUUUGAUUGGCAAUCUAAGUUUUCUGCCUAAAACGGUUCUUGGCUAGUUGAGUCCCACAGGGACUGGGGAUUGUUAACUGACCAAAGCCCUGAGUCGUGCUGACGCCGGAAUCUUGAGAAAAUGGCGAGAAAUGGCGAGGGAUUGAUGAAGAAUCACGAGUAGCGUAUUUAUGUCAUUGGGGCCGUGUAGUUCAUUUGUAUAAACAGUUCAGUUGAAAUAACGACAUUGGUGACAAAUUGCGCUAUUUAGAACAUCAUGGGAGCAAGAGAUGCGAAUGAACCCAUCCCUUUACUGCAGCUGGGCGUCCCAUCGCAGCCUGCCGAUGAUUUUCCAGAUUCUGAUCAUUUGGUCAACUCCCACCCUGCAAGAACUGGGAAUACAUGGACAGCAGUGGCUCAUAUCAUAACAGGAGUAAUUGGGUCUGGGGUGCUAUCUCUGGCAUGGAGCAUGGCGCAGUUGGGCUGGAUUUGGGGUCCGCUUUUGAUGGUUUUCUUCGCAGCUGUUACUUUGGUGUCUACUUUUCUCAUCUGCAAUUGCUACAGAUCUCCCGACCCUGACUACGGUCCUAUCAGGAAUAAAUCCUAUAUUGAUGCCGUUAGACAGAAUUUAGGAAAGAAGAGUGCUUGGAUAUGUGGGCUGCUCAUACAGAUGAAUCUCUAUGGGACAGGAGUUGCGUAUACUAUCACAACCGCAAUCUGCAUGAGCGCGAUACAGAGAUCAAACUGUUAUCACAAGCAUGGACAUGAUGCUCCUUGUGAAUCUGAAAGUACAUGGUACAUGCUGUUAUUUGGAGCAGUUCAAAUAUUUAUGUCUCAGAUACCUAAUUUUCAUAGUAUGGAGUGGCUCUCUGUCAUUGCUGCGAUCAUGUCCUUUGCCUAUUCUUCAAUCGGAUUGGGGCUUGGAGCUGCCAAAGUCAUAGGAAACAAAGUAAUAGAGGGUAGCAUUUAUGGAGUUUCAACUUCCACCGCAAUCCAGAAAGUGUGGCAAGUAUCUCAAGCAGUCGGAGAUAUAGCCUUUGCAUAUCCAUACUGCAUAAUUGUUCUUGAAAUACAGGAUACUUUGAAAUCACCUCCAUCAGAGAGGCAGAUCAUGAAGAAGGCAUCAGUAAUUUCAGUCUGUAUCACCACUUUCUUUUAUCUCAGCUGUGGAGGCUUUGGAUAUGCAGCAUUUGGAGAUCAAACACCAGGAGAUAUCUUGACCGGAUUCAGCACCUAUGGCCCCUACUGGCUGAUCAACUUUGCUAACGCCUGUGUUGUUCUACACUUAAUCGGAGGGUAUCAGGUGUAUUCUCAACCAUUAUUUGCUGUGGUGGACAAAUGGCUGGCUGAUCAGUUUCCCCCGAGCUCGUUUGUCAACAGAAACUACACUGUGAAACUUCCCUCAGUGCCAGCUUUAAGUUUAAAUCUUGAGAGGCUAUGCUUCCGGACGGCUUACGUUGCAUCAACAACAGCAGUUGCUAUGGUUUUCCCUUACUUUAACCAGGUCCUAGGAGUACUGGGAACCAUCAACUUUUGGCCAUUGUCCAUAUAUUUCCCAGUGGAAAUGUGGUUGAGGCAGAAAAAUAUAGGACCCUGGACAACCAAGUGGAUUCUUUUCAGGACUUUCGGCAUUCUUUGCUUUUUACUAAAUAUGUUCAUUCUUGCUGGAUCGAUACAAGGAAUCGCGGCUGCUAGAUUCAGUUAGGAACUGUUCAAUGAAAUAGGAUCAGACACAAAACAGAUUCAUACCGGGAUAGUAACAUACCUGGUUACUAUACUGAACAUAAAACAGAUUCCAUCUGAAGAAUUUUCACGUGGAGCAAAAACAGUAAUCUAAUUUGGUA
Molecule: messenger RNA, 1957 nt
Organism: Sesamum indicum (sesame)
Lineage: Eukaryota; Viridiplantae; Streptophyta; Magnoliopsida; Lamiales; Pedaliaceae
Source: RefSeq, a predicted model, not a curated record